AUUUUGACUUACCGUCACACUACAGUACUGGGUAGCACUCGUCAAAUUUUACGAAAGAGAACAAUUAGCUCUCAGGCCAGGUAAGGAUCAGAUAGUUAGCCGCUAGCUUGCACGGUGGCUUGACAGAGCGGUAGGCGGCGUGCUGUGGGCGGAAGGCGGCUAAUCUGCGAGCUCAGUCCCUGUGGGCGGGCGGCCGCUCGUUCAGGAGCGUCAUUGAAAAAUUACUGCGGUGGGUGUUGCCUUGUAAGUGUCAAGCUAGCCGCCUUGCACAGUUUACUCUUAGGAGCUAAGUGGCGGUAAUGCCUACUUAGCGCCAGCGCUAUUCUUUAGGAAGGGGUGGGAGCAUAGUAACUUUGUGGACUUUGGAAAACGCUGCCUUACUCGGUUAGGCUACAACUGUUGCUCCCCCGAUGACUUCCUCGUUCUCAGCCUGGUUUUGGAGCGAAAGAUUUUGGCUUCCCGAAAAUGUUUCCUGGGCGGACCUGGAGCAUCCACCACCUGGCGUGGAGUACCCUCGAGUGGGAGAUAUACUUUACGCCCUUCCGUUGGCUGUUGGUGUUUUUGUGUUAAGGAUCCUGUUCGAAAGGCUAGUGGCCAAGCCCUGUGCCCACAUACUUCAGAUUCAGGCAGGAGUGCAUCGACAAGCCCAGUCCAAUGCUGUCCUGGAGCGGGUGUAUCUGUCCAAAACGUGUCCAGAUGCAAAGCAACUGGAGGGACUUUCCAAACAAGUGGACUGGGAUGUACGAAAAAUACAGAGAUGGUUUCGUAUCCGUCGCAAUCAAGACAAGCCCAGCAUGCAGAAAAAGUUCUGUGAGAGCAUGUGGCGGUUCACAUUUUAUUUGGGGAUUUUUAUUUAUGGCGUUCGUCAUUUAUGGGCAUCGCCCUGGACGUGGAAUACCAGACUAUGUUGGGACAACUAUCCCUUUCAGCAUCAGAGUCCUCAACAAUUCAAUCACUAUGUGGCUGAGCUGGCUUUCUAUUGGUCUCUGAUGUUUUCCCAGUUUAUAGACAUAAAACGUAAGGAUUUCAUCAUCAUGCUUGUCCACCACCUGGCCACCAUUUUCCUCAUCACGUUCUCCUACGCCAACAAUAUGUUAAGAGCUGGCACUCUGGUCAUGUGUGUGCAUGAUGCAUCAGACAUCUUCCUUGAGGCAGCCAAGCUUGCCAACUAUGCCAAAUACCAGCGGCUGUGUGAUGGUCUGUUUGUUGUGUUUAGCAUCAGCUUUUUCAUCGCUCGACUUGUCAUCUUUCCUUUUUGGAUUAUUCACAGCGUUUUGAUAGAGAGCUGGGAGAUUUGUGGCCCGUACCAUGCCUGGUGGCUUUUGAAUGGCCUACUGUUCGUCCUGCAGACUCUUCAUAUUAUCUGGUUCUACCUCAUUGCGCGCAUUGCAAUUAAAGCCAUAUUCAAGGGAAAGGUGGCAAAGGAUGACCGUAGUGACAUCGAAAGCAGCUCAGACGAAGAGAUUCAUUCCAGCAGCAGUAAACACCAAAAUCAAACAAGUGGCCCCAACAGUAACAGUAACCUCAAUGGAGAGAAACAUAACCACUAAGGAAAAGUGUGGAAAAUGUAGUUGUAUGGAUUUGUUCACUUCCAUUGUGCCUUUGCAACUCACCUUGUCACCUUUGACCAUCAUAGAAGAUAACCAAAGAAAAGACUGUGAAAUGCAGUUGAUCCUUUUUACACUAUGUGAUGUUUACACGUGCUUCGUGCUUGCAAGAAUGACCAGAAAAAUUGUUUGAGCAAACAAGACAGGUUUGCCUUCUUGCUGCAUAUGUAUGCCUGUGUGCCGACAGUAAGUGUGUACGUUAUUAUGGCAGAAAUUGCGUUGUAAAACAUAUCAACACAACUGUCAAUAUCAUUUCAUGCAAUGAAUUACAUUUUAUUACUGAUGGUUGCUUUUUUUUACUGCUGGAAAUCCCUGAAUCUGCCAAACUGAGAACAAUUCAGAGAUCGUUUCCAAAUACAUUUUCUUAAUAAAACAUUCUUGUACCAAAGCAAAGAAAUAGUAGGAUUUGUGUUAUAUUGUGAAUUUUCAGAUGAACUUGAUUUUCCAAUUUCUCUGAAACAUUAAAUGCAUUUUGUGAUUCGCAAGCUGUUUUCCUUUAUCACACACAUUGCACUUUGAAUAUUAGUAGAAUUACAUAAGACUGUCAAACGUAUUGUUAGGCUAGAAGGGUCACAAAUACAUACACG
Corythoichthys intestinalis (scribbled pipefish) is the source of this 2194-nucleotide messenger RNA. RefSeq names its product ceramide synthase 5-like. Gene Ontology annotation, molecular function: DNA binding; sphingosine N-acyltransferase activity. The record is from RefSeq and is a predicted model, not a curated record. Bases 411 to 1550 code for a protein of 379 amino acids. Gene Ontology annotation, biological process: ceramide biosynthetic process. Gene Ontology annotation, cellular component: membrane. Lineage: Eukaryota; Metazoa; Chordata; Actinopteri; Syngnathiformes; Syngnathidae. The transcript has 10 exons.